Vicia villosa (hairy vetch) is the source of this 1053-nucleotide messenger RNA. RefSeq lists its product as uncharacterized. The record is from RefSeq and is a predicted model, not a curated record. The transcript is spliced from 2 exons. Bases 1 to 1053 code for a protein of 350 amino acids. NCBI's taxonomy places the organism in Eukaryota, Viridiplantae, Streptophyta, Magnoliopsida, Fabales, Fabaceae.
AUGGACAUCCCUAUACCUGAUCAUAUUCCUUACAUUGAUGAGGAAGGAGGUCCUAAGUUGGAAGACAUUGUUGCUGCCUUACACUUACCAAGGACAGAAAUUAACAAGGUUUGGAUUAAUAGAAGAGACUAUUAUGGGAUACCUGUGGAUUUCUUAUACGAGAAGGCCAAGAUCUUUGCCGAAGCCUUAAGCAUGGAUGCUUUGGAAAGUGUUCUAAUGUUACUAAUAUAUGGACAAGUUUUAUUUCACCGUUGCGACAAAGUUGUUGAUAGGGCUGCUAUUAAGAUCUUCCUUAGCAAAAAUCCUGUUCCUACUCUACUUGGUGAUUUAUUGCAUUCCAUCAAUGCCAUAGUAACAAAGAGACAAGGUUGUGUCUUAGGAUGCAUCCCCCUUCUGCAUAAGUGGUUUAUUUCGCACUUGCCUCGAUCAGCAAUAAGUAAUGAAGAGGGUUUGACUUGGAUUCAGAGGAUUAUGAAGCUUUCUUACGAUGACAUCAUCUGGCAUCAAAAAGAGUUCGAGGGUAUCCAGUUAUUUGAUCGUUGCGGAGAAUUCCCUAAUGUGCCUCUUCUUGGUACUCGAGGGGGAAUCACUUACAAUCCUAUCCUCGCUCGACAUCAGUUUGGUUUUGCUUUGAAAGAUAGGCCACAUUCCAUAUAUCUUAGUGCGGAAAACUUUGACUACGAUUCCGAUACAACCGGAAAAAGGGCCGUUUCAUUAAAGCUUGGUACGAGGUUAAAAAGAUGGAUUUACGAUCGAGUCGUUGAGUUUGGAAUACCAUAUCCAUCUGACACACCUGUAGUUCCAAGGAUUACUCCUCCAGCCAUUCUAAUGGAGGUGGAGCCUUAUGUACCUGCUCCAGACGAGGACCUUGCUACCACAGUUGCUCAUUUAAGACAAGAAAAAGCUGAUCUUGAAAAGCGUUUACAAGAGGUUGAGGCUGAAAAAGCAGUGCUAGUGGUUAAAGAACGAGAUAGUAUGCUAGACUAUUUCUCCCGCAAGUGGAAGAUUGAAGAUUUUAUCUCGGCAGAUCAAAUACAAUCAUGGGAACGAUAG